Lolium rigidum is the source of this 3716-nucleotide messenger RNA. RefSeq lists its product as uncharacterized. Lineage: Eukaryota; Viridiplantae; Streptophyta; Magnoliopsida; Poales; Poaceae. The record is from RefSeq and is a predicted model, not a curated record.
CUGCCAUCAGUGUCAAAUGUGCAAGUGGAGCCAAUCGUGGUGAACAUCGAUAAGCUUGAUCUCGUGCUUGUAGAGAAGGACGAUUCAGAAAAUCUCUCCAGCCCUACCAGCAAUGCGUCAACACCAUCAUCAGCUAAAAGCACUGGUUAUGGAUAUGCUGACAAGAUUGCAGAUGGAAUGACUGUACAAGUAGGUGUCGUGAACCUGCUAUUGGAAACACAUGGAGGAGCUCGUCGCCAAGGAGAUGCAACAUGGUCACCUCCGUUAGCGGCUAUCACAUUUCGUCAUCUUGUUCUGUACACAACAAAUGAAAAAUGGCAGGCUGUAAAUUUGAAAGAAGCAAGAGAUUUCUCCAACAGCACAGGAUUCAUUUAUGUGUUCAAGAAAUUGGAAUGGCAGUCACUGUCAGUUGAUCUGUUACCCCAUCCUGACAUGUUCGCCGAUGCACGAUUUAACUCUUCAAGCAGUCAAGAUAACAAGAGAGAUGAUGAUGGUGCAAAGCGAAUGUUCUUUGGCGGUGAAAGGUUUUUGGAAGGAAUAUCAGGGAGGCUAAUGUGAAUCACUCUCCAACGAACAGAGCAGAACAAUCCACUAGGCCUUGAGGUCCAGUUGCAUAUUACUGAAGCUAUCGUUCCUGCGUUAAGUGAACCUGGUUUACGGGCCUUUCUUCGAUUCAUGACUGGGGUUUCUGCGUGCUUAAAUAGAGGAGAUUUAGAUCCAAAGUCUCAACAGCAUGCAGAAGCAGCAGGAUCUUCCUUGGUAUCUUUUAUUGUAGAUCACAUAUUCCUCUGCAUUAAAGAUGCUGAGUUUCAGCUUGAACUUCUAGUGCAAUCGCUGUUCUUCUCACGGGCUAGCAUCUCAGAUGGGGAGAGUUCAAAAAACUUGUCUUGCAUAAAGGUUUCUGGGCUAUUUCUAAGGGACACAUUUUCUCGACCUCCAUGCACAUUGAUACAACCCUCUAUGCAAGCCGUUCUACAGGAACCCUUGCCUAUUCCUGAUUUUGGUCAAAACUUUUGUCCUCCAAUAUAUCCAUUUGGAAAUCAGUUUUUGGAAUUUGCGGCUGGAAUUCCUUUAUUUUCUCUUUAUUGUCUUCAGAUCACUCCUUCUCCAUCACCUCCAAAGUUUGCUUCGAAAACAGUCAUCACAUGCCAGCCUCUUAUGGUAACACUUCAGGAACAAUCUUGCUUAAGAAUCGCCUCAUUCUUAGCUGAUGGAGUUGUGCCCAAUCACAGUGCCACAGUUGCUGAUUCCUCCAUUAAUAGCCUGUCGUUUUCUCUUAAAGAGUUUGAUCUAUCUGUUCCAUUAGAUGCUGAAGAAAUAGCGAAGUGCAGUGGGACUAAGACCGCUUGCUCGCAGUCAGCAUUUUCAGGAGCAAGACUUCAUGUAGAGGACCUAUACUUCUGUGAGUCACCAUCGGCAAAGUGUACACUUCUAAACCUUGACAGAGAUCCAGCUUGCUUCCUUCUUUGGGAAUAUCAACCUGUUGAUGCCAGCCAGAGGAAGUGGGUUAGUAGAGCUUCACAUCUGAGCCUUUCGCUUGAAACCUCUAGUACUUCAAAAGAACAGAGAGCAGUUAGGGACCCCUCUCCAAAUUCGUUGCAAUGUAUUGAAUUAGAUGACAUUCGAUUUGAGGCAGCAAUGGUUACUGCAGAUGGUAGCCCUCUGUUGGAUUUGCCACCCCCAGAGGGUGUUGUGAGAAUUGGUGUUGCUUUCCAACAGUUCACGUCCAACACUUCAGUUGAGCAGUUGUUUUUCGUCCUGGGCCUCUAUACUUACUUUGGACAGGUUGGAGAACGAAUUUCAAAGGUUAGCAAAGGUAACAGGUCCGGCAAAGAUAGUGAGCCUUCAGUUGACAAUUUUGAGAAAAAACUGCCCAGCGAUACGGCCGUGAGCUUAACUAUGAAUAGUCUCCAGCUCAAUUUCUUGGAAUAUUUGUCAGCAGGAAACCUACAUAUGCCAUUGGUUCAGUUUGGUGGAGAGGAUCUGUACCUGAAAGUUUCUCAUCGCACUCUAGGUGGUGCCUUUGCAGUCACAACUAACUUAAUGUGGAAAACUGUCUCAGUUAAUUGUUUGGAAGGAGAAAGUGCUACAAUCAAUGAGAAUGGCACUGCCGCGAUGGGUGAACAUAAUAUUGGGGUGUGUGAAAAUGGGCAUCCCAAGAUGAGAGCAGUAUUUUGGGUUGAUCAUCGCAGCAAACACCAGGUUAAAGACGCUCAAUUCAUUGACAUAAACAUCACUCAUGUAAUCCCUUACGACAUGCGGGACAUGGAGUGCCAUAGCUUGAAUGUAUCAGCUAAGGUAUCUGGUGUCCGUCUUGGAGGUGGACUGAGUUAUACCGAGUCAUUACUGCAUCGUUUCGGUAUUCUAGGUCCUGAUGGUGGUCCAGGGGAAGGCCUCUUGAGAGGUCUGAAUGAUUUAUCUUCUGGCCCACUUGGGAAACUGUUCACACCAUCCCAUGUCACGGACAAGGAAGAAAGAACAUCCGAAGACAAUGACAGCAAUUCGAAGUUUGAUCUGGGGGUGCCAGAUGAUCUUGAUGUGUCAGUUGAGUUAAGAAACUGGUUGUUCGCACUUGAAGGGACAGAAGAAGUAGGAGAUUGGUCUUCACCUCAUAGUGGUGACCAUAUUAGUAGAGAAGAUAAAUGUUGGCAUACGACCUUCAGGAAUCUGCACGUGUCAGGCAAAAGCAAUGACCGACCUAACUUGGGAGGUGCAGAGAAGAUAUUGGACAGAAGCAAAUUUCCGGUGGAGCGUUUUACGGCUGGAAUUGAAGGUUUACAAGCAAUAAAACCUCACUUGAGUAAUAAACUCAUUGGAAAUGGAAAAUUGAAUAAUAAUCAAUCAGGCGUAGGAUUUAAUAAUGCAAAUGCUAUUGGUGACCAAGGCGUUGAUGUUGAAGCUACCAUGGUCCUUGGUGAAGACGAGAUUGAGGGCUCAAAGUGGAUGAUGGAUAAUGUCAAGUUUUCCGUUAAAGAACCGAUUGAGGCCGUGGCAAAAAAAGAAGAGCUAGAGCACCUUGCCAUGAUUUGCAGAUCGGAAGCUGAUGCAAUGGGCCGGAUCACUGCUGGAAUUCUCCGUGUCCUUAAGCUUGAUAAGUCUCUUGGCCAUGGAACUAUAGAACAGCUGAAGAACCUAGGAAGUGGAGGAAUGGACAACAUUUUCACACCUACUCGGCUCAGCAGGCAGAACAGUUUUGGCAGCGUUGGCACCCCUAGGACUCCAAGGCUCAACCCACUCACAACCGUGGGGGCAAAAGAGGCCCUAGAAGCAGCAAUCGCUUCGCUACAGAGCGACAUUUCAGAAUCCAAGGCCAGAUGCGCGUCCCUCGUCUCCCACUCGACGAGCGAGGAUGAUGAUAAGAGUCUCGCCGCUGAGGACAUCAGGCAGCUGACUGACAGGCUCGAGAACAUGCAGUCCCUGGUGACUAGAAUGAGAACUCUGAUCUAAGCCGUACAUGGGUUCCUCUUAUUUUUGUGUACAGGCCGGGGCAGUACAAAUCUGGGAAGCGGCUAAUAGUGCACUUCCUUGUCGGUUAUUCUUUUGUGUACAUUUUUGUUACACGUUCCUUGGGGGUAUAAAGGUGGUGGGUGGAAUAAGCAGCAGGAAAUUUUGUAGCUGGAGGGGUGAAAUGUAGCGUUGUGAGUAAUCGAAGUAGUCAUUAGGAAGAGUGACAUGUUCUUUGUAUGUAAGAUGUGCACAAAGUGUUUGCCACACCA